UGCUAUGUGAAUGACAUGCCUAUCAGUGUCAAAUGCAAGCUUCUACUGUACGCAGUUGACAGUGCUCUGUUAGUAUCAGGUAAAGACCCACAAGAUAUUGCUAAUAUACUAUCAUUAGAACUAGACUUCUGUAGCAAAUGGUUGGUGGACAACAAACUAUCGCUACACCUCGGGAAAAUGGAAGCCAUACUCUUUGGCACGAAACAAAAAUUGAAAAGGGACACAUCAGUCAGUAUGUCUCUUGGGCAGCUUACUGCAAACUACACAGACUCGGAGGGUGAAGACGAUGAUCAUCUGAGUGAUGACACAUCUCGCAGGUCCUCUCCCAUGGGGUUAUCCAGAAUAUCAGAACUGCGCGAUGAAGGUAGCCGUCGAGAAAAUUUCAGUGCAGAGUCAGGCGGUUCAGGCACAAACACUCCACGAAAGAAGGUGGAGAUUGGACAGUUGCAGCGAAGAAACCGUGUGAGAGCAGCACGGUUGCCACCGCAUAAAGUUAAUAGAUUAGUUUCCUAUGCUAAUGAAGAGGAUGAAGAUGAAGGAGAAGACAUUGAAAGAGAGAGAGAAGAGGAUGAACCUGAUGAAACAUUGAACUCUGAGCCGAUGGACACUGGCACAGAUGAAGGUGAAGACGACAAAGCAAAGGUGAAAUCCCAUGGCAUUAAGCUGCCUGCACCACCACCUGGAAAGUGUCCACAACAUUUACAGGAUAAAGUGGUUAGGUGCUUGAAUGAGGUGCGUCGAGGAAACAAGGACUACAAUGCCAUGAUUCAGAAUAACAAGGAAUUUCGAAAUCCUGGCAUUUAUGAAAAACUGAUUGACCUCUUGCAGCUUGAUGAGAUGGGGACCAACUAUCCACUGGAUAUGUUUGAUCCACACUGCUGGGGUAAGGAAUCUUAUUAUGAUGAAUUAGCAAGAGUACAGAAAGAAGAAAUGGAUAAGAGAGAAAAGGAACGGAAAGACAAGACUAAGGUGGAUAUAAUUUCUGGUACCAAAAAGCCACUUGAAGAGGAAGCCAAAAAGCGAAAAUCAAGGUUUGAUCAGGGAGGCCCAUCCAAUAAUGUUAUCAAGCCCAUGAUUGUUCCUCCAACCCUCACAUCUGUACCAACAGGAACUAAAGCCACCAUAGAUGCUUUUGGUAGCCUUAAGAAAACAAAAUAAAAUAAAUACCAACUUUCAUUUGAUAUGUAUUUAGGAUUUUGUGAUGAAUAGUUUAUUACAAAAUAAUGAAGACCUUGCAGAUUUUUUUAUUACAUGUUCAGUCUUUUUCUAAUACAUAGUGAAUAAAGAUAAUUACAACCA
Messenger RNA from Cherax quadricarinatus, 1299 nucleotides. RefSeq names its product SAP30-binding protein. Gene Ontology annotation, cellular component: nucleus. NCBI's taxonomy places the organism in Eukaryota, Metazoa, Arthropoda, Malacostraca, Decapoda, Parastacidae. Gene Ontology annotation, biological process: regulation of DNA-templated transcription. The record is from RefSeq and is a predicted model, not a curated record.